Messenger RNA from Nicotiana tabacum (common tobacco), 1832 nucleotides. NCBI's taxonomy places the organism in Eukaryota, Viridiplantae, Streptophyta, Magnoliopsida, Solanales, Solanaceae. The record is from RefSeq and is a predicted model, not a curated record.
UCUACUACGAGAAGGCAGAAACCCGAGUUCCUUUCUAUUCUUUCCGUUUCACCAAUUCCGCGCCCUGAAUUCUCCGGUAAAGGGUUCAAUCCCUGUCUUCCACAUGGUAGCAAUGGAACAAAAACAGUUACUAUUGCGCACAGCUACAGAACCACUGAUAUCAGAGUCAAAUUCAAUGACUAGCGCAACAUUGGGUCGUGUUAUGAACACAUUGCUUACUACCAAGCCUAAGAAGCUUCUAGAAACCAUUUCUCAUCUUGAUCCUUCUCCCAAAAUUGCACCUAUUGCUGUUUCUUUGGAACAGUCAUUAUGGUUUCUUUACAAGUAUGUGAAGGAUGCUGCUGAAAAAGAGUCAUCUUUGGACCAAGUUCUUGUUCCUAUGAUUCAACAUUCACUGAGGUUCCGGGGGUCAAAGCAUGGCAACCAAGUGAUGAUACUUCUCAAUUGGCUUUUUGAGGACGAAGUAAAUUUCCAGGCUUUAGCAAAUGAUCUGGAGGCCAUUUUAUCUCGAAAAGAGGAUCAUUACAUAUCCCUUGGGUGGUGUACCCUUGCACGAAGUCUUAUUGAAUUUGAGGUCACUAUGGACAAGCUCGAAACACGUGGGGUUAGAGCGAGAUACGAUGCACUUCUGAAGAUUUUCUGCACAUGUACGUCCCAUCUUGUGGCUAUUGUACGUGAUGGAAGCACCGUGCAGGGGGAAUUUGAGCUGCCAACUCGCCUUUCAGUGGCUGCUGCGGAUCUAAUUCUCUCUCUUACGGAGGCAUUAACAAGAAGUGAUUCAGUGUCCAACUGCUCAGAUGACAAGCAAAAGGCAGCUGGUAUUGGUGAAAGAAAUCGCCCAGUCAUGUUGUUAUCUUCUACUUCGACUAAGAAGAAAGUGAAUAAAAUCAGCAAAUCCUCUGAAUCUACACACAUGGAAAUGAAGUUACUGCUUUGGGACCAGUUGGAUCACCUCAUAGUUCUUGUAGAGAGACUUACAGCUUGGAACAAAAAAAGCAGGCCUUUGCAUGCAAAGGCAUUGGAGAGAGUUCUCAGGUGGUUGCUGGGGACGCAGGAAAAAUAUAUUCACAUACAAACCAAGACAGAUUCACAAAUGCUGAAGAGUGGAAUAUUACUGCUCUCAUCUUGUUGGAAACAUUAUGGCAUGUUGUUGCACUUGGAAGAGCACAAAUUCGCACAGAAAUAUACAGAAUUAUUGGAGCAGUACUUAUCUGGGAUUCAGUUUUAUGCAGAUAACUAUGCUGAAGAGUCUCCAAAAAACAAAGAAAGUGGAAGAGAGACCAUUAAGUUUUUCUUGAAUUGCCUUGCCCUUCUAUUAGGCCGUCUACAUGGAAUGCAGUUUAAAUCUACCAUUGAGGAACAUGGAUCUCAGCUAUCUCAAGCUAUCAUAUCCCAGCUCAAUUGUGCAGAUGAUGAAGUAAUUGACAGUGCCCUCUGCAUCUUCAAAGCUGUCAUCUUUAGGACGAACAGUAGUUUGUCUAAAUGUGCUGCAGACAUUAGUCAGAUUAAUGCUUUACUGCCAAUGUUACUACACCUCUUGGAUGAGCGAGACACUGCAGCGAAAGCUGUUAUCAAGCUUUUUGCUGAAUAUUGCUCCAUAUCCUCCGAUACACAGUGCUUGGAAGAAAUUCUAAAGCGCCUUAUUUCCGGGAAUGUUUCACAGAAAAGAAAUGCUGUUGACUUCAUUUCAGAUCUUAUCCAUGUAUCUAUGGAGUCAGAUACCGUGCUUCCUCCUACUAUGUGGCAGCAUUUGUCAUGCCACCUAUUGGAGUUUCUCCAAGACGAACAAAUGGUAAUUAAUACACAGGCUUCCAAAUUGAUUCCUUUAAUAG